Messenger RNA from Manduca sexta (tobacco hornworm), 1460 nucleotides. Its product is annotated as phosphate carrier protein, mitochondrial. The record is from RefSeq and is a predicted model, not a curated record. Gene Ontology annotation, molecular function: phosphate transmembrane transporter activity. The transcript has a single exon. NCBI's taxonomy places the organism in Eukaryota, Metazoa, Arthropoda, Insecta, Lepidoptera, Sphingidae. Gene Ontology annotation, biological process: mitochondrial phosphate ion transmembrane transport. The coding region runs from base 288 to 1238 and encodes 316 amino acids. Gene Ontology annotation, cellular component: mitochondrial inner membrane.
UAUUGUAAAUAUUGACACGAGGUAAUCCCACGAUUGAGGGCGGAUGGCUCCAACAGAAAUUCAUUCUGGCUCAGUUUAAAUGGGUCACGAAACUCCUUACAGCGGCGCGUGUCGCGUGAAAAAUAAAUCCUCUGUCACGUCAACAUGUCACGGAAAAGCAUCAACGACCGAUAAGUUAUAUUUUUAUGUAAUUACCCUGAGACCCGCACUAAAUCCCUGAGUAUCUAGUAGCGGUGUUGACCAUCUGAUCACAUCUCAGCGGUGACUGGAACAGUUAAGUCAACAAAAUGUCUAAGAAACCGAAAGAGGAAUUCUCGUGCGCGAUGUACAGCGACAAGUUUUUUAUGCUGUGCGCAGCGGGCGGUGCGUGCGCGUGCGGCUCCACGCACACCUUCGUCACGCCGCUCGACCUGGUUAAGUGCCGCUUGCAAGUCGACCCUGGCAAGUACAAGUCCAUAUUCAAGGGCUUCGGCAUCUCGUACGCGGAGGGUGGCAUAAAGAACCUCGUUAAGGGCUGGGCGCCCACCCUGAUAGGCUACUCCCUACAAGGCUCCGUGAAAUUCGCCGGAUACGAGUACUUCAAAUAUAAGUUUGCCAAAAUGGUCGACGAGGAGAGUGCUUACUUGUACAGAACGUAUUUGUAUUUAGCUGCGUCAGCGUCGGCCGAGUUCAUAGCCGACAUGUUCCUGUCACCUUUCGAAGCCACCAAAGUGAGGAUGCAGACGACGCCUGGCUACACGUCCCAAAUGCUAAAAGCAAUGCCGCACAUGCUGUCUACCGAGGGCUUCGGAGUGUUCUUCAGGGGCCUAGCGCCUCUGUGGGGUCGGCAAGUGCCGUAUACCAUGAUGAAAUUUUCGUCUUUUGAGAAAACUUUGGAGUAUUUGUACGAGAAUGUGGUUCCAAAGCCGCGGGAGCAGUGCACGAAGACAGAGCAGCUGAUCGUGACGUUCACGGCGGGGUACAUCGCCGGCGUGAUGUGCGCGAUCGUGUCACACCCCUCCGACACGAUAGUGUCGAAGCUGAACAAGGACCCGGGCGCGUCCAUCGGGGGCAUCAUAGCGGAGGUGGGGCCAAUGGGCAUCUGGCGCGGGCUGGUGGCGCGCAUAGUGAUGAUCGGCACGCUGACGGGCCUGCAGUGGUUCGUGUACGAUGCGUUCAAGGUGUACACGGGCAUGCCGCGCCCGCCGCCCGCGCCCAUGCCCGAGUCACUCAGAAAGAAACUCGCUGCCAAAAAAUAACGUUUCAUGUGUAUAUUAAUUAUGGUCACAUUUGUAAGUCUUUUGUGCGGUUUGGAAUUAUCAAGUAUUUUUCAUUUAUCAGUUUUUAUUUAUUUCAACUUUAUUCUGGAAAUGAUAUACCCGUCCGUGUCGGGACUAUCGCUUUUUUAUGUCGCAAUGUACCUACGACUUACACCACCUGUACAAUUCUGUUGUAUUUUAGUGUAAAAAAUAAUUGUUAUU